UUCAUCAUGUCGGAGGUCGAAAUUGCUCCUCUCCGUGGUUUGGACGAUUUUCUGCUAGAACAGGCCCGAUUCCAGGUGCCAAAUGUCAAAACCCCUGAAAGAUGGGUGAACAGAGUAUUGAACAACCUUUUGUAUUACCAGACAAACUAUUUCCUGUCUGCAUGCGUCAUAUUUCUGAUCGUAGGUGUAAUGAACCCAGCCCAGAUGUGCGUAGGUUUCAUCUCGAUGGGCAUUGCAUUCGGCAUAUUCAUCUACAUAACCAGCUACAAAUAUGAGUUACGAGGUUUCAAACGCGAUCAUCCCCUGUUAUGUCUGAUUGCCAUCUGUGGAAUGGGUUACUUCUUUGUCUACCUGAUUGGAUCUGUUCUUGUAUUCCUGUUUGGAAUCGCACUUCCACUGUUAGUUAUCCUCACACACGCCAGUUUGCGGCUGCGAAACAUCAAGAAUAAGCUCUCAAACAAAAUCGAGUUUGUCGGAUUAAAACGCACGCCAAUGGGAAUACUCUUAGAGGCACUCGGCCAGGACCAAGAAGCUGGAUCAUAGACUUUCGACCAUACAAUGUACAACAAAAUAAUAAAUCUGGAAUUCCAAAUUUCUAGAGAGUAUGUACUGUGCACCUUCCUACCUUACCAAACCAGUGUGAAUUGAGGACCUGAUUUUUACCUACAUGUACAACCAUCCUCACACUUUCAGAUAACCAUCAACGCUUUGUCCCCUUCAUAAAGUAUCUGAACUGAGCUCUACUUCUCACUUUUGCACAUGGUGCACUAUUGUGUGCACGCUGUACGCCUUAUAACUACGUUGCAAAAUGGUACCAAUCGUUCAGAGUUGAAUGUGUGAGGUUGACAAUCCGUUGAAUAGUUGCAUGAGGAUUUUAGUCGUGGGAGAAAAUCUGGUCCACUGUUCGCACUCGCUUUUAGAUUGAUACAUUUAGAAGGGGAAUUUGUUGUAUAUUUAGCAUAAUUGCAACAGUGAUUUACUGGCAAUUAAAACUUGUAUUUUUUUCAGAACGAGGUCAACAAAAUCAGCCUCAUGCAUGGUGAUGUAACAUUUGUAAAUCAUCCGGUUUCCAAGUAUUUACAAUUUCACAGAAAUGCUGUUGCUAAAUUUAUUUGCACUCGUAAGAGACCAAAAAUGAACUUAUUUCCUGACUCUACGGACAGGAAUAGCCUGGGUUCGAUCUGUUGUUAGUAAUUUGCUCAUUUUUGUGCGAUUUAUUACUGGACUUAAUAAUAUGCUUCAACUUUUUUACAAAAUGAAUGUUGUCAGUUUGCAAUCCCUUGAUUUCUUAUGCAUGUGCUCGUCCCCGUGGUUAUUGUCUUUAUAAAUAUUAAUGUAACCUAAAUACUUGUAUUAGAUUUCUAGAUUUAGAUGUGAGGUUACUUAUUCAAGGAAUAAGUCGGUUAUGCCUGCUCUUCAACUUUAGGAGUAGUUUCUAAACACUGGCAGGCCUGCUGCAUGUAAGGUAAUUUUACAUUUCUAUUUAAGGAAUUAAUACCGAGCUGGCGGUCAUUGGUUGUAUAAUCAAGACCGCUCGGGUAGACCGAAAAUGCAGUCCAAAACCCGAGGCGCUUCGCCGAGGGUUUUGGACGUAAUUUGAGGUCUACCCGAGCGGUCUUGAUUAUACAACCAAUGACCGACAGCGAGGUAUUAAUUUCUAUUCUAAAAGGUUUCAAAAUUAAACAAAUUAAAUAUGAUUUGAAAGGUAUAUAUGUUCCGUUUUCGUCAAAGAAUGAUCCAGCCUGGUGUCCGGAACUCCGCCAUAUUGUUGCUUGUGAAGAUGACGUCAAUUUUAUACCUACCCAGGCGGUCAUUGGUUACGAUACCAAGACCGCUCCAAUCAAAACGAGGCGUAAUGUAUUUUGUAUUAGAAACAAUGAUGUACUGUGACUAAGGCCUUUUAGAAUUCAAUACAUAAGCAGCUUACCCAAGCAUGGUCAAUUGGUUCAUUCUUCUGAAAAAAUAUGCAAAAAUUGUCACCUCAUAAAUCAUUGUUUUGUGACAAUUUAUGCAUUAUUUUCAAACAUUUCAAAGGUUUUUGCCAAGAAGGUCUGAAACUUGAUUGCCUUGUUAGUAUUGAACUUCAGUAAAAGAAUUCAUUGUCGGCUCAAAUCACAAAGCAUAGGCAUUGUAGAUUUCUACACAAACCUAUUUAACCUGCAUAGAUUUGUUUUCAUUGGCAUACUAUUUUCAUUCUUAUGUAAUCAUUUCGCCAGCAAUUUAAAAAAUGGUGCUGAAGAAAUUUGUUGCAUUUACCUGCCAACAUGGGGGAGAGAUGUUGGCCUAUGGUUCUAUCACUUGUUUUAUGACAUAGCUAUCAUGACAUAUCAGCUCAUUGAUCAUGACAGGGGUGGAUCCAGGCUUCGAAGAAGGGGAGAGCCCCCUGGUGCUUUUUUGGGGUCAACGGGGUCAAGAUUUUUCACAAAUACGUAAUUGCACACCCCUUUGAGCACACAAGUGGCUCAUGCCUUUUCAUUUGAAGCAUGGUACACCCUACUUUUUUUCGGCCAGGCCUUUUUAGAUUUCUAGCUUAAAAUCUAAUGCUGAUUGUAGAUUGCUUUAUAUAGAAAUCUCUCUUUCCUAUAAUGGCUUCUAGUUUCUAAUAAAAUUAAUUGCUUUUAAUUUGCCCAGAGGGGCACCUCUUGGCGUGGAGUGAUCAAGGGGUCAGCCUCUGUCAAUUUCAGCAUCAUGGAUUCAGAAACCUCAAAAACUGACGCCAUAAUUCAGCCAUUUUGCUCACCACAACAGAGGCUCUGAACAGGAGAGAGGCUAAUUCAUGUUUGAAAUAUCCAAGAUGCAUUUCCAGUUCCGUAAUGGUUAUGAGACGGUUAUUCAGGAUCAAUGAUUUUACAUUAUGUUACUGUGUACAAGGUAGCAUGCUAACAGCAUGAGCAUGACUAACAAUUUAGGUAAACAGCUGUAGGUACAACAGCUAAAAUGGCUAACCUGGGUAAGUUUACCGGAGGCAGUGUGUGGUAAAGUAAGGUGGGUUCUAUCCCACAACCAGAGGAUCAGUUUCCCAGCUGGCCGAGAGUCAAGCAGGUCUUCCAACUUGCCGAGGUCUGGCUUUGUUGGAAAUAACUGUAUUUUUGGAGUUUUCAACUAAAUGACUUUGUGUUCAUCUGGAAAAAGAGUUAUUGAAGCAUGAUAAAUUAGCCCAAGCUUAUUUUACUUCUAAAUCUAAUGCAUAAUAUCAUAUGAUGUCAUUGUUAUUGUCGACUUACCAGAUGUAUGCAGUCUUUUGUAAAUUACUAUUGUUAUUGUCGACUUACCAGAUGUAUGCAGAGUCUUUUGUAAAUUACUAUUGUUAUUGUCGACUUACCAGAUGUAUGCAGAAUCUUUUGUAAAUUACUAUUGUUAUUGUCGACUUACCAGAUGUAUGCAGGGUCUUUUGUAAAUAGCUAAAUACAUGUACCAAUGAGCGCACAUUUGGCUAUUUUUCACAACAACUCCCAGGCACUUUCCUAGGCAGGCUACUCGGUAAGUUGGAAAGCCUAACGAAAAUACACAAGACAAGAUAAGAUUCUCGGUCAGCUGGGGGACUGAUUCUCCAGGGUGUCUCUUAGGUAGAUCGAACAUGAUGUGCAUCGGGUGUACAAUUUCAUCGAAGAGGAGUUCCGAGUUGAAAUGAAGUCUAAUUUACUAUUUCGCACCUGUUGGCAUCUUGUGGAUCUGUGAUGUAGGUUAGUUUUGAUAUCUUACAAGGAUUAUUUGAUGAAAUUAGCUAUUGUUCUUGAGCUUAGAGUAAAACCAGUUGGCUUCUCUAAGCUUAGACAAUGUCAGUCAUGCAGAGUGCCAUUGGUUUUGGUGUAUUAACCAGCGGUUCAGUCUUUGCAUGCACUCAUCUUAUCUCAAGAAUGCCAAAAGUGUAUACACGCAUGUUUCAGAAAAAAGGAAUUGUUGAUGAUAUCGUACAGACUUGUGUUUAGUGAUGCAGGUAGUGAGUGAGUCAUGUAUAUAUUUCAACAGGGUUCUCUUCAGGGUUUACUCAAGGUAGGGUGGUACCCUUAGGCUUGAUAUUCAAGAAGUUUUGCCAGUGUGCAAUACAAGGUAGGGUGGCCAGCUAUUUAACGUAGGGUGGCCCCGUAGAAACCCAUUACAAAAUUCUAGAACAAGGUAUGUUCGGUGGCUCUUCCAAGGUAGGGUGGUAAGCAGCCAAAGUAGGAUGGGCUGACCUGAUGAAUGCCCUUGUGGAGAACACUGAUUUUAGCAUAAGGAAAGGGUGGUCAAAACCAGUGGCAGUCAAAUUAUUCCACGCACCUGCAUCAGCAAUAAAAAGGACAUCUUAUGGAUCAUAUCAAAAUUGCCUGAUACUGUAAGCAGUAUUCAUCUGGCCUAUAACCCUAUUCGUCCUUAGAAGCAACGAGCUCAAGGAUAUUAUUGAUAGAUUUACUUGGACAUCUGAAACAAAUAAUGUGUUUAAUAAAUCAAGUCUGCUCAUUUUCUGAUGCAAGGGCCAACCUCCUUACAGGAACUUGGUAUUCUAAUUAGCUGGUCUUCUUAAUGAGGUUCUGUUAGUGAAUCAAUGACUUCAUCAUAUGGUAUUUUCUUAACUCCAUUCCUUUUAUUCUACACUUACCAUAUGUUGAGUUUCUGGAGACCAUUUUUCGCAUAAUGAUCUUUUCAUUAACCCUUUCACUGGCAGUCAUCACUGUAGCCAUCCAUAUCCAAUAUGUAUGUUGCCUGGAGAAAAUGUUAGAUUUCUCCAGUACAUCUGCUUAGAUAUACUGGGCUUGGACAAAUGAAUUAAUGUUGUAUGUGUCAUAUUUUCUAUUAACUCUUUCACUGCCAUGGCCAUUAAUCGAUGUUUUGAGAAGUCUCCUGUUGACUGCCAGGACAAAGAUCUAUGUCACGCUCAGUUCAUCGAAAGGCCGCCAGAUGGCUCCCCAAUAGAUAUGCCCUGGCUUGGCUAACGACAGUCAUGUUCAUUGUCGACUAGCAGGUAAAAAAAUACCAGUCAAAUGAUCAUGUCCUUUGUUAUUUAGGCCAUAGCGGUCAAAGAUUGAACAAUGCUUUCAGUUUGUGCCUUUGUGCUUGUUAAAAUUGUAUAUUUAUGGAUGAAAUAUACCUGACUAUUUAAAGUGUUUAAUGUAUGUAUAUGUGUGAAGAAUAUGUCUACGAGAUUUUCAAAAUGCAAUGAAGAAAUAAGUAAUAUCACGAUGUGAAAAUUGUUGAAAUAAAGAAGAAUGUCCA
Molecule: messenger RNA, 5193 nt
Organism: Lineus longissimus
Lineage: Eukaryota; Metazoa; Nemertea; Pilidiophora; Heteronemertea; Lineidae
Product: PRA1 family protein 2-like
Exons: 3
Coding region: 7-543 (178 amino acids)
Cellular component (GO): membrane
Source: RefSeq, a predicted model, not a curated record